Molecule: messenger RNA, 2112 nt
Organism: Chanos chanos (milkfish)
Lineage: Eukaryota; Metazoa; Chordata; Actinopteri; Gonorynchiformes; Chanidae
Product: lutropin-choriogonadotropic hormone receptor-like
Exons: 11
Coding region: 1-2112 (703 amino acids)
Biological process (GO): adenylate cyclase-activating G protein-coupled receptor signaling pathway; activation of adenylate cyclase activity; phospholipase C-activating G protein-coupled receptor signaling pathway
Cellular component (GO): plasma membrane
Molecular function (GO): luteinizing hormone receptor activity; G protein-coupled peptide receptor activity; thyroid-stimulating hormone receptor activity
Source: RefSeq, a predicted model, not a curated record
AUGUCUCUGAGGAGAAUGAAGUCUUUUGGCACGGUGUGGUUUCUGGUUGUGCUGUACUGUGAUGUGUGCCUUUGCUGGUCGUUUUCUUGUCCACGAAUUUGCCAAUGCACAUCGGACAGCGUGCGGUGCACGCGAGAAACUCAAAUAAAGUCCAGAGGGACAGCAUCAUUGUCACCUAACUUAAGAUUAUUUCAGCUGCCUCUGAGGGAAAUUCCGAGCGGUUCCUUCAACGGUCUUCUCAACGUGUCAAGGAUUGAAAUUUCCCAGAGUGACUCAAUCAGGAAUAUAAAAGGCAGAGCAUUUCUGUCCCUCCACAGUCUGGCAGAGAUCUUGAUACAGAAUGUCAAUGAUCUGGUGUCCAUCGAAAAGGGUGCCUUUACUGACCUGCCCAAACUAAGAUACUUAAGCAUCUGUAACACUGGAGUAAGACAUUUCCCUGAUUUUACCACCAUUUCCUCCCUGGAGCUAUACUUUUUCCUGGAAAUGGGGGACAAUAUGCAAAUAGACAGCAUCCCUUCGAAUGCAUUCCAGGGUAUGUCUGAGGAAUAUGUUUACAUGAACCUUGUUAAAAAUGGAUUUCAGGAGAUCCAAUCUCAUGCCUUCAACGGCACAAAACUGGAUAAAGUAAUUUUGAAAGACAACAGGUAUCUUGUUAAUAUCCAUGAUGAUGCUUUUGAGGGAGCCACAGGGCCAAGCUUGCUGGAUGUGUCAUCGACUGCUAUCUGCUCCCUUCCUGCACGAGGACUGAAGCAGGUGAAGGUGCUAAUGGCCCGCUCUGCCCCAGCUCUGAAAACUCUGCCCCCCCUGGAGAACCUAUUAGAUCUACAAGAGGCUCAUCUCACUUACCCCAGCCACUGCUGUGCUUUCAACACCUGGCAUCGCAUCAACAGAGAGAGAGCUUUAUUUGGACGCUUCAAGAACCUUACUAGGCUAUGCAGUGGCGAUGCUCCAGCAGAUAUUGUGGACCUCUCAUCUGCUGAGGUCAGUGACUUUAACGACAUCAAUUUCCUUUAUCCAGAUCUGGAACUAUGCAUGACCAAUGCACCCAUCAAGUGCUCUCCAGAACCUGAUGCUUUUAACCCCUGUGAAGACCUGCUGGGUUAUUCCUUUCUGCGUUCAAUCACAUGGAUGAUAUCCAUCUGUGCUAUUUCUGGCAACUUGGCUGUUCUUGUCAUACUGUCCUCCAGCCAUCAGAAACUGACUGUUUCUCGAUUCCUUAUUUGUAACCUUGCGUUCGCUGACCUGUGCAUGGGCCUUUACCUGCUCCUCAUCGCCACCAUGGACUACCGCUCCCGCAGAGAAUACUACAACCAUGCUAUCGACUGGCAGACUGGAGCAGGGUGUGGAAUGGCUGGGUUCCUGACCGUCUUUGCCAGCGAGCUGUCGGUUUACACACUGACUAUGAUAACGCUGGAGCGUUGGCACACCAUCAGUCAUGCCAUGCAGGCAAACAGGAGACUACAUCUGCGUCAAGUGGCAGCCAUGAUGGUCGCAGGUUGGGCCUUCUCUCUGCUUGUAGCCCUGCUUCCUGUGCUGGGCGUUAGCAGCUAUGCGAAAGUUAGCAUCUGCCUCCCAAUGGAUAUCGAGACGCCCGUGUCACAAACUUACGUGGUAGCCAUACUGAUUCUGAACGUGGCAGCCUUCACCGUGGUCUGCUCCUGCUACACCCGUAUUUACCUGAGAGUGCGCAACCCACACCUGAAAACGCGCCACGGGGACACCAAAAUUGCCAAGCGCAUGGCCGUGCUGAUCUUCACCGACUUUCUGUGCAUGGCACCCAUCUCUUUCUUUGCCAUCUCUGCAGCCUUGCGUCUCCCUCUGAUCACAGUUUCCCAUUCCAAGAUCCUCCUCGUCCUCUUCUACCCUAUAAACUCACUGUGUAAUCCAUUCCUCUACACCAUCUUCACCAGGGCUUUCCGCAGGGACGUGUGUCUGCUGCUGAGCCGCUGUGAUUGCUGCCGCUCGCAGGUGGAGUUCUACAGAGCACAGGGCCUUGGGGCAAGCUCCACCGCACCCAAGACAAAGACAUCCUGUAAGAAACCCCGUUCGAGCCAGUUUCAUGCCUACCAUAUCAAGCUGCAGGGCUGUUUCUUUAACAAAGGCAAUACAUGA